Messenger RNA from Bombus terrestris (buff-tailed bumblebee), 1721 nucleotides. RefSeq names its product protein lethal(2)essential for life. Gene Ontology annotation, biological process: protein refolding; response to heat. NCBI's taxonomy places the organism in Eukaryota, Metazoa, Arthropoda, Insecta, Hymenoptera, Apidae. Gene Ontology annotation, molecular function: protein folding chaperone. The record is from RefSeq and is a predicted model, not a curated record.
UUAUUGCGUAAUAUAUUCGAUUACACGAAAUUGCACGAAUAUGUACAAUCAUACAAAAUACGUAUGAAUUCUACAUAUUUUAUGAAUAGUGUGAAUUAUGAAUAGAAUAAAUGUCUCUGAAUCCUUGUUAAAGAACCAGUUCAUGGAUCGUUAAAGCUAUGAGCUGUAUUUACAUCAUGUUGCGCAAGUGUGCUAUAUAGAACUGAUGUUUGAUAAAAAGACGCCGGUAAUAUGCUAGGGCAAUCUAGUGUUUUCCAGAAUCUUCUUGAAUGCGUGGUGGUAGUAUGUAUUCCCAUCACUUUCGCUAGUGUAUAACGAAUACAUACGUAGUAUAAAGUUGUAUAAGGAGAACUACUUGGCUGCCACCAGUUGAUUCACGUGUGAACGAUGUAACAAUACUACGGCACAAUCAGUUGGAAGUAAAUCAACAAUAAUUCAUAUUUGUUGCACAAUGUUAAUGUUUUUCUAACCUGCUAACGCUUAACAAUUAAAGUUAACAUUAAUUCCAUAGAAUAAACAUUCUAAUAAUUUCCUAGUAGAUGAAGCAUUUAAAUUACUUAUAUUCGAAAAGUGCGGAAACAUUCCUAAAUCAAAUGUAAACAACAUUGUGAGUUUACAUUGAAAAUAAUCACGCAAUGCCGCUAAUACCGAUGUUGUUUUUCAACUGGUGGGAAGAUCCAAAUCUACCUCAUCGCCUCUGGGAUCAGCAUUUUGGCACGACGGUAGAUGCAGAUAAUUUUGUCAAUGAUCUUGAUCCUCUAAACGCAGAAGUCUUGGUCUGUCGACCGCAUGGACGCGACAAAAAACAUCAUCAUCGUCGUCAUCAUCAUCAUCAUCAUCAUCAUCAUCAUCAUCGUCGUCGUCAUCAUUAUCAUCAUCGUCGUCGUAGUCGUCAUCGUCGUCGUCGUCAUCAUCGUCAUCGUCAUCAUCAUCAUCAUCAUCAUCAUCCAUUCUUUAAAAGUUUAAUCAAAAGUGACAAGGGUAAAUUUCAAGUAUCAUUAGAUUUAUCGCAAUUUACAUCAGAAGAAAUUACAGUAAAAGUGAUAAAUCAAAAAGUCACCAUUGAAGCUAAACACGAUGAAAAAAAGGACGAGCACGGAUGGGUAUCUACGCAAUUUGUCAGAAAAUAUAUCACACCGUCGUAAUGGAGCAACCAAAUGGAAUCGCAUUUGUAGUUUAACAGUAUUUUAUCUAUUUUGGCACUUAUUUUUUUUUGACAUGGAAGAAAUCCGCACGGACACCAGGUCGCUUCUGGGGGGAAGCGGCGUGGUAGUGCCGGAUUCCAACCGACUAAAACCUCCACGAUGACCGGCUACGAUCGAGAGAGGCCCGGGAACCGGUGCGAGCGAUACACCGGGCCCAUCUAUUUUGGCACUUAGAAAACAAACUUUACGACUUAAAUGUGGAUGAACCAGCUUUGGCCAAUCCAGAUGAUGAUACGAACGACACAUCAAAAUCACAAAGAGAACAAUAAACAUUAUAACGAGAACAAUAAAAAUCACAACAGCAACAUCAUCGUGGUAGAAAAGGCAAUGUUAAAACUGUAUAAAUCAUCUUCAUCAUUUAUUUCUUAAUUAUCCAUUUCAUUUCUUUCCUUUUAUUAAAUGUUAUAAGACAACGCUUGUAGAUUAUGUGUAAAUAUAAGUAUUAAAAAAAAUAUAUAUAUUUAAACUUUGUAUUAUUGUUAUCUUUAAGAAAUAAACUAUUCUUCUUGACUUAAA